AUGCAAAUUACAUACAAAGCAGCUGAGGGUUUCUUCUUACUAGCACCGAUUAUUCUUUCUUAUAUCUAUAAGAGUAAGAUUAACAGUUUAUUAGCCGAUAACAUUUUCUAUUUUAGGGUAGCAUUUGUACUAUCAGUCUUAUUAGAUUUAGGAAUAGCUUAUGCUAUCAAGUUAAGAGUAGCUAAAUUACAAGUUGGUACUAAGAUUCGCUUUGUUAGUGAUGAUUACGUCACUGUAACUAAAGAGGCUAAACCGGCUGAGAAUAAGACUGAAGAGAAUAAGGGAGGAGAAGAAGGUGAAGGUGAAGGUGAAGUUGAGACAGAAAUGACUGUUUGUGAGUAUGAUACUAAGGUGAUUAAUACUCAUAUCUCUAAGAUCUUAUCUAGUGCUUUAAUUCAUACGGCUAUUCAUUUAGUAGUUAAAACACCUCAACCUAUUAUGAUGCUUAUUCUAAACCCAUUAAAGAAUAUGUUCUUCUUCCCGAUGUACAUUGAGUAUGUACGUGGUCGGUCAAUGCUCAGACCUUUCUCUAGGAAUGUUAUGUUUGAGAUUGGAGAGAAGAAGAGUACUGAGGAGGGAGAAGAGAAGGUAGGAGAAGAAGAAGAGGAGAAGGAGAAGAAAACAACUACUCCGCCUAAGAAGGAUAAGAAGUUGAAGAAAGAAGAGUAA
Messenger RNA from Nematocida homosporus, 669 nucleotides. RefSeq lists its product as uncharacterized. Gene Ontology annotation, biological process: protein targeting to ER. The transcript has a single exon. Gene Ontology annotation, cellular component: endoplasmic reticulum; mitochondrion. Lineage: Eukaryota; Fungi; Microsporidia. The record is from RefSeq and is a predicted model, not a curated record. Bases 1 to 669 code for a protein of 222 amino acids.